Molecule: messenger RNA, 2170 nt
Organism: Leptosomus discolor (cuckoo roller)
Lineage: Eukaryota; Metazoa; Chordata; Aves; Leptosomiformes; Leptosomidae
Gene: SANBR
Product: SANT and BTB domain regulator of CSR
Source: RefSeq, a predicted model, not a curated record
UAAAUAGCCAAAGAUGAGUCGUGGAUUUUCAGAAAACAAUAACUUCCCAUAUGACAACAAUCAAAUGGUUUUGGAUAUGAUCCUGUGUUCCCUAAUUGGUGUUCCUCAGCCUAUCAACUGGGACAGCGUGGCAAGGCUAGUUCCAGGAUAUACAUCCAAAGAGUGUGCAAAAAGGUUUGAUGAACUAAAAAGCAGUGGAAGUUCACCUGUUGACAACCAGUAUAAUCCCCUGAUGGCUGCUGGUGGGAGUCCUGUGGAAACUUUAGCUACGUACAUCAAAUCUUCCUUGCUCGAUACGCAGACAGAGUUUCAGGAGCCUGCUAUUGGGCAGGAUUCCAUUACUAUAACUGGAAGGCCCAGCACAACCUCCACAAGAAAUUGUUCUUCGGAAUCUGAGAAAGGGCCUGUGCAUAAAGGUGGAGAAAGCACUGAUGAGAGCCAGGGGCCAAAUAUGGUGAUCCAUGUGUGUGAUGAAGCAAAAAACCUCAAAGAAGAUUUUGUGUGUCCUCGAGACCUUUUGAUUUCAGAAAUGAAAUACUUUGCUGAAUAUCUGUCAGUGGAUGCCCAGCGCUGGGAAGAGGUGGACAUUUCAGUGCACUGUGACGUUCACAUCUUUGACUGGUUGAUAAGAUACGUUAAAAGGAACACUAAAGAUUCUGAAGCUAAUGAAAUGCCCACUUUAGAACCAUCAAAUGUGAUAUCAAUUCUUAUUUCUUCUGAGUUUUUGAAGAUGGAUUCAUUAGUAGAAAAAUGUAUUCAUUAUUGUCACAAAAAUAUGAAUGCUAUUGUAGCCACGCCGUGUAACAUGAAUUGUAUCAAUGCUAAUCUUGUUACGCACAUUGCUGAUCUCUUCACGCACAAUGAAGUGGAAGAGCUGAAGGACAAAAGAGAUAAAUUUAAAAGUAAACUUUUCUGCAAGAAGAUUGAGAGACUGUUUGAUCCGGAGUAUCUAAAUCCAGAUUCUCGAGGAAAUGCAGCAACAUUAUACAGAUGUUGUUUAUGUAAAAAGCUGCUAACUAAAGAAACUGAAAGAAGAAUUCCUUGCGUACCAGGAAAAAUCAACAUAGAUCAACAUGGGAAUAUUGUCUAUAUUCAUAUAAGAGACAAAACCUGGGAAGUCCAUGAGUACUUAAUUGGCCUUCAUGAGGAACUGAAAUCUUGGCGGGAUGUUUAUUGGCGUCUUUGGGGGACUGUCAAUUGGUUGACCUGCUCAAGAUGUAACCAAUCUUUCCUGUGUACAGAUUUCUCCCAUUGCCAGUACCAUUCGCAGCCAGUUCUUUAUCCAGGUGUAGCAAGUGCUCUGGGCUCAACUGGGACAGGAGUAUAUCCCUGUUGUAAUCAAAAAGUACUUCGAUUUGAUCCUACAACACUCCCAAAGGGCUGCAAAGUGAGGGAUCAUGAGAUUGAAUUACCUUCAGGAAAUGAAGAUGGGGAUGCUUUGCCAUCUCAAACUACUAAAAUAUUGAAUGAUCUGCUUCAUCAUAGAGAUGUCAUUGUUGUUCCUUUCACUAAGGAUGAGAAUAGUGAUUCUGGUAUUGGGCUCUGUGAUGAAAAAGGCAUUGAAUGUGAUGUGCUUGUAGAACCAAAUACGCCGUGGGGUCCCAAAACUGGAGAAAUCAAUGCUUUUCUUUCUCUGAAGAACUGGACUCUACAGCUGAAACAGCAGUCAUUGUUAUCUGAAGAGGAGGAUUAUACCACUGGCUCAGAGGUCACUGAGGAUGAAGUGGGGGAUGAAGAAGAAGUAUGCAGGAAACCAGGUAGAAAGGAGAAAUUAAAGAAAUCCUACAAGCACCCAAAGAAAAUUGUUUCUUCACCUAGUGUUCAUAAAAAGGAGAAGCCAUCUGAUAAGUCAAGUUCCCGAGAUGCAUCUCCAUUCAUUGUGAGUAUGCAGCAGAACAAAUGGGAUGCCUCCAGGUCACUAAGAUUCAACCAAGAUGCUCAAAGAGAAGAUGAUCAAAGAAGAAUGUCUGAGAUUACAGGGCACUUAAUAAAAAUGAGACUGGGAGACCUUGAUCGAGUCAAGUCAAAAGACAGCAAAGAAUAUGCAGGAGGCAUUUAUUCUAGACUCGAAGCUCAGAUAAAGGCCUCAGCACAGGUCAGUGCACGACAAAACAGUGCCGAGAAGAAUGCCAGGUCAAAAUCCCGUUUCGGUCAAGGCCGUCCAACAUAA